AUUUUCCUAAUUCAAUCCAAGCACACUUAUUCCAUUGUAGAUACCUAAAUUGAAUCACGCUAUUCACUGAAGAUUAACAUGUCUAUAUCUCCUAACACUCCAGUCACUGAACGCAUGAUCAUCCCUGUCAGGGGAACCAAGGAAGAUUGGAAGGAGCCCCUCAAAGCCUAUCUUCUUGCCUUGAAGCAGCAGAAUGGUUACCUCCGUAGUCGCUGGGGACCUUGGUCUGAGAACGAGCAGAACCUUGAUCUACUCUCUGGCUGGAAAUCAAAGGAGGCUCGCGACCAAUUCUUCGCUUCUGACGUGUUCGCAAAGAGGAUGGAAGAGUUCAAAAAGGUUACGACGGGCCCCAUCAAGUCACACUUCAUCAAGUUCGUUCCUUACGCGCCCAGAGCAGCGAUUAAUUCUCCCAUCACCGAGUGCAUCACCAUUAGCAGCCCAUCUAUGACUGAGGACGAGAUGAGGGCAUGUCUUGACAAUGCGCGAACGAUGGACGGGCUCCACGACCUUGCUAGUGGUUUCGCCGUUGGCGACGAUGUUGGUGAUAGCAAGGUAUUCGUUGUAGCGUUGGGCUGGGAGAGUCUCGAGCAGAGCAGAGCGGCCGACAAGUCAGCCUACAUUCCCGCUACUGGCAAAUCUGUAGAAUGCCAUCAUGUCAAUUUUCAUUUCCCAAUCAAGGGGUUCUCUCCUACCAACACUCACUAG
Messenger RNA from Colletotrichum navitas, 705 nucleotides. RefSeq lists its product as uncharacterized. The record is from RefSeq and is a predicted model, not a curated record. The transcript has 2 exons. Lineage: Eukaryota; Fungi; Ascomycota; Sordariomycetes; Glomerellales; Glomerellaceae. The coding region runs from base 79 to 705 and encodes 208 amino acids.